Molecule: messenger RNA, 1418 nt
Organism: Lotus japonicus
Lineage: Eukaryota; Viridiplantae; Streptophyta; Magnoliopsida; Fabales; Fabaceae
Product: factor of DNA methylation 3-like
Exons: 6
Coding region: 202-1233 (343 amino acids)
Biological process (GO): gene silencing by siRNA-directed DNA methylation
Source: RefSeq, a predicted model, not a curated record
CAAAAGUGAGAUCAGUCUGUCACAUGGGGCUAUCUUGUACAAAAUAAAAAAAGAAGGAUACAGCUACAAACUCAAUCAAUACAGUGAAAUGUUGAAUCUUAUUAUGACUUGAACAAAGCUUAUUUCUUUGUGAAUUGUGACACAUACUUGAUCUCUAUAUUUUGUUAAAAUUACACUUUCUGCUUGUCAGAAUUACAUCGGAUGAAGGUCAUGAACUUUAGUAAUGACAUGGAAUGUAUAAAGAAAGAAGUGGAGCAGAUGACCAAGGAAUUGGAGGAGAGUAAGAUCAUCAAGGAAAAGAGCAAGGCCCAAAAUAUUCUGCACCACAGUGAGAUUCGAAAGAUGAGAAAGGAAUUGGAGGAGAGUAAGAUCAUAAAGGAAGAACUUGAGCAGAUCACCAACGAAUUGGAGGAGAGCAAGUCGAUGAAUGAGCUGCUGCAAAAGAACAUUACUGCGGAGAUUCAAAAGAAUUUAAUGCAAGUUAGCUCUCUUCAGAUGGCUGCUCUGAAACAACAAAAUGAGCAUAAAAAUGUUUUGAAAUUGGUUGAAGAUCUCAAGGAUCAAAAUGAAAAACUCAAUGCCAAAAUAAUUGAGCUUGAAAAACAACCCAAAAGUCUUUCGCGGUUAAGGGCACUGCUACUUAAAACAGAAUCAGAUGUCCCGGAGGACAUGAAAAAGGAAGAGCUACUUCAAGAAUCAAAAGAUUAUAACCAAUCACUGAUCAUUAAAGAGCGUGAGAGCAAUGAUGAGAUUCAGAAAGCUCGUAAAAAAUUGAUUGAGGGUAUCGAAGGUAAGACAAGUCCUUGUGCUGAUAUUGGUGUGAAGAGAAUUGGGGCAUUGGACACUAUGCCAUUCUAUAAAGCUUUUAGAAUGACGAAGAAAUAUGAUAAGGAGGAAGCAGAGCAGCAGGCUUUAGAAGUGUGUUCUAAGUGGGAAAAGAAUCUCAAGGACCCCAAAUGGAAUCCUUUCAAAACAAUCACCGUCCGCGGGGAAACACAGGAAAUCAUUGAUGAGGAUGAUGAAAAGCUGGAACGACUGAGAAAGGAUGUGGGUGUUGGGGCAUACAAAGCAGUGGUAGCAGCUUUGAAAGAGAUGAAGGAAUACAAUGCUAGUGGGAGAGUUGCAGUCUCAGAGCUAUGGAAUCACACAAUGAGAAGGAGAGCAACUUUGGAAGAAGGAAUUGAAUUUCUGUUGGGUCAAUGCAACUUUAUUAAGGCAGAUGAGUUGAAAUGAUUCUCUUAACUAGGUAUCAAGUUGUGAAUGAUGGGUAGGUGAAUAUAUUAUGGUUUUCUUCUGUACAUUUUAAGGUACAAAGAGAAGGAUUUUAAGCGUAUCUGCUCUUUUGCAUACUCUAUCUGGUAUGAUUGAAAUCAAUUUUGCUUUGAUAAGGAAUGAAGCUAUGCCAAUUUUUCUUGGAA